CACUAAAACCCUAAAUUCCACAGUAAUUACAAAAUUACACCAAAAAAUCUGGAACCCCUGCAAAAUGCUGCUCCGGCUCCCCACCACCGCCACCUCCAAAGCCCCACUAUUCCGCCACCGCCAACACGGCCGUCUCUCUUCACCCUUCUUCCACUCUCUUUCAUUCCCAUCUGGGUUUUCGAGCUCGACGCGACUCGAGCUUGUGACCACCUCCAGCGGCCCUACCUCUGUUGCUAUCAUCUGCGCUUUGAGAUCAAAUUCCCGCAGCCAUGUCACAGCGAACUACGAGAAGAGGCCGAAGGCAUCGUGGCUUGCCGUUUACAAGCGAUUAUCUUCGAUGCCGGACCCGGAAAAUGGCGCGGCUAGCGUGUUGGACCAGUAUGAGGAUGAGGGCAAGAAGCUUCCCAAAUUUGUUCUUAUUCGUGUCAUUAAGCAAUUGCGCAAGUUCAGUCGUUACAAGCUGGCUCUUGAGGUGUAUGAGUGGCUGGAAAAUCGAAGGUUUUUGAUUACCACAAGGGAGAUUGCUAUUAAAUUAGAUCUAAUUUCCAAGGUUGAUGGGAUUUCUAGUGCUGAAAACUACUACCUGAAGUUGAGCAAUUCGUUGAAAGACGGGCGAGUAUAUGGUGCACUUUUGAAUGCCUAUGCCAAUGUUAGCGAAAAGGAAAAGGCCGAAGCUUUGUUUGAUAAAAUGAGAGAACAAGGUUUGAUAAAAUACGCGCUUCCGUGCAAUGUUAUGAUGACCCUUUACAUGAAACUCAAAGAGUAUGACAAGGUGGAGGAAAUAGCAUCGGAAAUGAUGGAGAAAAAUGUCCCGCUAGACAUAUAUUCCUAUAAUAUCUGGCUAUCGUCGCUUGGAUAUCAAGGCUCGGUGGAAAAGAUGGAGCAAGCAUUUGAGCAGAUGAAGCUUGACACGAGCAUCAAUCUUGGCUGGGCUAUUUUUAGUACGAUGGCUACAAUAUACAUUAAGGCGGGGCAGCUUGAAAAAGCUGAAUCUUGCUUGAGAGAGAUUGAGAGGAGAAUCCAAGGUCAGAGGCGUCUUCCUUACCAUUUUCUCAUUAGUCUUUACGGUAGUGUUGGUAAAAAGGAAGAAGUACACCGGAUUUGGAACGUUUACAAAUCAAGUUUUCUUAAUAUUCCUAGUAUGACUUACCGUGGUGUCAUUUCUUCCCUGGUGAGAUCGGGGGACAUUGAGGGUGCAGAAAAUAUUUACGAUGAAUGGCUGUCGAUAAACUCAGCAUUCGACCCCCGGGUAGGAAAUAUUCUAUUGGGAUGGUACGUGAGCAAUGGGUUCACAGAGAAAACCGAGGUAUUCUUUAACCAAAUUAUUGCAACCGGAGGGCAGCCAAACUCGUGGACAUGGGGGAUUCUCGCUGAUCACCAUAUGAGAGCAAGAAGAAUCCCCGAGGCUCUGUCUUGCUUGAAGGAUGCUGUUUCGGAUACAAAAUCAAAAUACUGGAGACCUAGGCCUGAAACCGUAUCUUGUAUUCUCCAGCAUUGCGAGCAAGAAAAUGACGGGGCAAGUAAGGAGCUAUUAUUCGAGGUGCUGAAGGAAGCGGGCUGUCUCACCGAUGCAAAGUACAUGUCUAUAUGUUCUGGGAAUGAAUUGGAAGAGGAUAAUAAUAGUGAUGACGAAGAAACUAACGAGGGCGCUGAAUCGAUUUUCAACCAACUAUUACCUGCAGCUUAACAAGCUUAGCUUGCCAAGAGUGAAACGUCAGAUUUCAGAAAGAAUUGACUUUUGGCUUGCUCAGUAUUGACAUGCAGAAACCAUGUUUUUGCUUGCCUUGUAACAUAUUCCAUAUUGCUCUUCUUGCCUGCAAUGCUUCACCAAGGAAUGAAAGCAUAUAUCAUGGCCCUGUUUGAUAACAUAGGUAGCUUUAUCAGUUAAUUUUGGCUUAUUUGACUAUUAUUCGCUGUUUGACUCGGGUAAAUAAUCAAUGAAUGUUUGAUUAA
This is a messenger RNA of Ipomoea nil (Japanese morning glory), 1953 nucleotides long. RefSeq names its product pentatricopeptide repeat-containing protein At1g02150-like. The coding region runs from base 65 to 1687 and encodes 540 amino acids. The record is from RefSeq and is a predicted model, not a curated record. Gene Ontology annotation, molecular function: protein binding. The transcript has 2 exons. NCBI's taxonomy places the organism in Eukaryota, Viridiplantae, Streptophyta, Magnoliopsida, Solanales, Convolvulaceae. Gene Ontology annotation, cellular component: mitochondrion.